CUCAAAUCCAAACCCUACCAAGCAACCUUUCAAUACUAUUAACCCCACUUUCUCUCUCUCUCUCUCUCUCUUCCACUCUCCUCUUUCUCUCUACUCUGUUUCGAGAACAAGAAGAAGAAGAGGAAUCAGAAGAAAAAGAGAGCUUUGAAGGUACUUUGAAGCUCUUAAACUCCGCUGGUCAACGAUGGGAAAGAGUUUAAGUCCAAUACUAAAGAGAGAGUUGGCAAAUCUUGAUAAAGAUGCUGAUAGUCGUAGAUCAGCCAUGAAAGCGCUCAAAUCCUAUGUGAAAGAUCUGGAUUCAAAGGCAAUUCCAUUGUUUCUUGCACAAGUUUCUCAAACUAAGGAGAUUGGUUUGUCUGGUGAAUGCACUAUUUCAUUGUAUGAAGUUCUUGCUCGUGUCCAUGGCGCCAAAAUAGUCCCUUUGAUAGACAGCAUUAUGGUUACCAUAAUCAAGACCUUGACUUCAAGUGCAGGGUCUUUUCCUCUUCAACAAGCAUGCUCUAAGGUGGUUCCAGCUAUUGCUAGAUAUGGUAUUGACCCAACCACUCCUGAGGACAAGAAAAGACUUAUAAUUCAUUCACUUUGCAAUCCUCUUUCGAAUGCCCUCUUGGGAUCUCGAGAGAGUCUCACCUCAGGAGCCGCCCUUUGCUUGAAAGCUCUUGUGGAUUCUGAUAAUUGGCGGUUUGCUUCUGAUGAGAUGGUCAACAAGGUUUGUCAGGUUGUUGCCGGGGCUUUGGAGGAGAAGUCUACUCAGACCAAUGCUCACAUGGGUUUGGUUAUGACUCUAGCAAAACGCAAUGCUACAAUUGUCGAACCAUAUGCUAGGCUACUACUACAAGCUGGAUUGCAGAUAUUAAAAGUAGGAGUAGAUGAGGCUAAUUCCCAGAAACGUUUGUCAGCAAUUCAAAUGGUUAGCUUUUUGAUGAGGUGGUUAGACCCAUGGAGCAUCUGUUCAGAGCUUGGGUUGAUAAUUGAAGAGAUGGAGAAGUGUCAGUCUGAUCAGAUGGCAUAUGUUAGAGGAGCUGCAUUUGAAGCUUUGCAGACUGCAAGGAGAAUAGCAGCAGAUAAAGGCUCAAAAUUUGAGAAAAGCCCUGCUUCCGUCACAGGGUCAAAUUUCAGUCGAAGAGACCAAAGCAGGAGGUGCUUAUCAACCUCUGAUGAUCAAUCUCCUACAUCAGUGUCUCCAGAAUCACAGACCCUUGACUCCUUUGUUGAAUCGUGGGUUGAAUCACCAAGCUCAACAAUUCAAUCUUCUCAGAUGUCAGAUUAUGAUCGUAGGAGUGUGAACCGCAAGUUGUGGAGUUUAGAAAAUGGUGGAGUUGAUGUGUCUCUUAAAGAUGGUCUAUUCUCACAGAUUGCAAGGGAAAAUUCCAUCUCAAAUACCUUGUCCGAGCACUGUACAGAGCAUGGUUGUGGUAACAACGAAGAUCAUGAGGAGUUUGCUGGAUUCUUGCAGAAAAAUUCCAGAAUGGGAAUGUCAAGAAGCACAACAAACAGUCCUCUAAAGUCACACAAUUCAAUUAAUGUUGACAGCAUUAUCUUCAGAACUCCAAGAAAGCUUGUUCAGUCUCUUCAAGAUCCUGAUAACAUGAAUUCAGAUUAUUGUGAUAAACAAGCCAGAAGAAGACUCAGAAACAGGAGUAUAUCUCUGAGUGAUUUUGAUUGGAGUCCAGCUUCAAGAUAUGACCAAAAUGAUAUUUCACAAGAUGUAAACUAUGACCGUAGAGCAAAUGGAAGCUUAUUUGCAGAUGAUGAGAAGUUACAAGGGGACUCUGAAUCAGUGUCAUCCACUGAUGACAUUGUUGCUAAUGUUGGGGAGCAAGAAUCUGAUAAGUUAUUUCAGGAUUACAAGACUGAAGCUCAAGUUCAAGCUCAAGCUGAAACUCAAGCUCUAGCUCAAGCCCAAGCUGAAACUCAAGCUCAAGCUCAAAUUCAAACUCAGCCUCAGUUCAGUAUUCAAAAAACUGGCCCAAAGAUAUCAUUAAAGUUGGUUUUGGCUCUACCCAUUGUGUUCCUUGCACUAUUUGUUCUGUUGGUUUGGAUCAGGGAGCAGCAGAAUGAAUUUGAUGCACAUUAUCUUGUUCCAACUUAGUACUACUACUCAUUCGAAUGUAAAACAUUAUUUAGUUAGGAGCAGAUUAAGUUGCAGGUUACAAAAAUCUCUCAGAAUUUUAGUUUAGGGUAAAAAAUCUUUGUAUCUUUGAGAUGCUUCCAUUAAAAUUAUUAAUCAGAAGUUUAUUGGUAGUUUUGUUA
Messenger RNA from Humulus lupulus (European hop), 2253 nucleotides. Its product is annotated as protein SINE1. Gene Ontology annotation, cellular component: microtubule. The transcript has 3 exons. The record is from RefSeq and is a predicted model, not a curated record. Gene Ontology annotation, molecular function: microtubule binding. Bases 185 to 2092 code for a protein of 635 amino acids. NCBI's taxonomy places the organism in Eukaryota, Viridiplantae, Streptophyta, Magnoliopsida, Rosales, Cannabaceae.